AUGGUGUCUACUCCGCAGCUUCCAAAUGGUUUUAGCCGAUACCUAGCCAGCAAGUACAUCUGGCAUGCUGCCACGAUUCGCAAAGUCCUUGCUCGUGCCAAGGACCAAGGAGUUGCGGAAGGCAACAUGAAUGUGGCGGUCUCCAGUCUGAAGAAGGGUAAGCUGGGCACGAUUCGAUCCCACUCCAAUGUCAUCAAGCCCGUGCUGACGGAGGCGAACGAGUACACUCCUUUGAAGUUCGCCAUGAGCUUCGUUCGGCCAGACAUGCAGUUCAAUGAACUUCUGAACUACGUCCACAUUGAUGAGAAAUGGUUCUACCUUACAAAGACAGCUCGUACGUAUUACCUUGUACAUGGGAGAGUAAGCCCGAACGCAAUGUAA
Aphanomyces invadans is the source of this 381-nucleotide messenger RNA. RefSeq lists its product as hypothetical. Bases 1 to 381 code for a protein of 126 amino acids. Gene Ontology annotation, molecular function: nucleic acid binding. The transcript has 2 exons. The record is from RefSeq and is a predicted model, not a curated record. Lineage: Eukaryota; Oomycota; Saprolegniomycetes; Saprolegniales; Verrucalvaceae.